AUGAACGGGAACAGGAACAACAGUUCGGCAAAGCCGUCCCUAGAAUCAACGCGCGAGAUGAAGGAGGAAGAGGAGGACGAUGCAGAGAUCCAGGAGAGUGAAAAGAUGCUGCAUGAGGAACCCUUCGAUUUGGACGAACUGCUCCCGGUGAUAGGAGAGUUUGGUCGAUAUCAAAAGCUGUUGCUCUGGUUGAUAUGUCUUCCCGCCUGCAUACCCUGUGGGUUCUGUGCAUUCAAUCAACUGUUCAUGACGGAUGUCCCAGAGGAGUACUGGUGUCGGGUGCCGGAACUAGCGAACUACACCGCCGAAGAGCGCAAAGCGUACUCCAUCCCGCUGGUGGUGCAUGACGGGGUGGAAAGUUACAGCAAAUGUUCCCGCUACGCAGUGGACUGGAAAGAGAUAUUAAACUACAGUGACGAUCUGGAUGGGCCGCUGGCACCGAACAGCUCGUGGCCGACGGAACCGUGUCUGGAGGGAUGGGAGUACAACACCACCGUCGUACAGUCAUCGAUAGUGAUCGAUUUCAAUCUGGUAUGUGAUUACGACAUCUACCCAACAUUAGGCCUGGUCGCACUCAACACUGGUGGCCCGGUUGGUGUUUAUCUUUUCGGACUGCUAAACGAUCGUCUAGGUCGUCGGAUAUCGUACUUCUCCUGCCUGGCAACACUGCUCAUCGGUAGCUUCAUCACGGCCGCCAGUUCAAGCUUUUGGAUGUGGGCAUUCAGUCGAGUGAUCGUUGGUCUUACCAUACCGGCCGUCUAUCAAAUCCCCUUCAUCAUUGCACUCGAACUGGUCGGUCCGAACUACCGAUCGUUUGUCACCGUAAUGACUUGCACGUUCUACACGUUCGGCAUCAUGAUGUUGGCCGGCGUUACCUACCUGAUCCGCGACUGGGUGCAGCUAACUCUCUACACAUCCGUCCCCUUUCUACUGUACUUUCUUUAUCUGCUCGUAAUGCCUGAAUCACCGCGCUGGCUGCUUAUGAAGGGUAAGCUCGAGCAAGCGCUACUAAUACUGGAGAAGAUGGCAAACGUUAACGGGAAGCAGCUGCCAGACAGCUUUCGGAAAAGGCUACAGCAGCGUGUCCUGGCGGAGAAGAGCCGCACGACGAAGCGUAACGAGCCAACGAUCGGUGCGUUCGACCUGUGCAAAACGCCCAACAUGAGACUGAAGACGAUACUGAUCACGUUGAACUGGUUCGCCAACGAGACGGUGUACCUGGGACUGAGCUACUAUGGACCUUCGCUGGGGGAGAAUCAGUAUCUUAGCUUUUUUCUGUCCUCGCUCGUGGAGAUACCGAGCUAUAUUAUUUGUUGGAUUAUAAUGGACCGUUGGGGAAGACGGUGGCCCAUGUGUUUGCUCAUGAUACUGAGUGGUAUUAGUUGUAUAGUGACUGUUGUCCUUUCGGAAGAUGCCGUGACGGAAACGCUUAUACUGUACCUGCUCUCAAAGUCGAUGAUAUCGGCCUCGUUCCUGAUCAUUUACCCGUUCGCUGGCGAGCUCUAUCCAACCCAGGUUCGAGGGGUCGGCAUCGGUACUUCCAGCUACAUCGGUGGACUCGGACUUAUCGUGAUCCCCUUCAUUACAUACUUGGGUAAAGAUAAUCUUCGCCUACCACUCGUCAUCAUGGGAUGCGUUUCGGUUCUCGGUGGCUUCACCGGACUUCGGCUACCCGAAACGCUGCACCACCGUCUUCCCCAAACGCUCGAGGAAGGGGAACUGUUCGGCCAGGACUGGACCUUUGACGAGUGUUUCCGUUGCAUCCCAAGCAAAAAGUCUCCAACCAGCUCGUACGAGAACCUGUCGCACGAUCCAUCCGAUGCAGCGCUGGAGCUAAAUGCCGCCGUUCCGAUCAAUGCCAGCACGUACGCCACCGGAUCGGGUUCCUGCUCAACCGAAAGGACACCACUCGAGCUGGCCCGAAUACGGCGCCAGUCGAUGAAACGGCUCGUCCGGCAGGCCAGCACGAUGGAUACGCAGAAAACGAAGGACGGUGCUAUGCAGCUGACUUACUGGUUUUAA
This is a messenger RNA of Anopheles maculipalpis, 2022 nucleotides long. RefSeq names its product carcinine transporter. Gene Ontology annotation, cellular component: membrane. Gene Ontology annotation, molecular function: transmembrane transporter activity. Gene Ontology annotation, biological process: transmembrane transport. The coding region runs from base 1 to 2022 and encodes 673 amino acids. The record is from RefSeq and is a predicted model, not a curated record. The transcript is spliced from 6 exons. NCBI's taxonomy places the organism in Eukaryota, Metazoa, Arthropoda, Insecta, Diptera, Culicidae.